Emericellopsis atlantica is the source of this 2029-nucleotide messenger RNA. RefSeq lists its product as uncharacterized. Gene Ontology annotation, molecular function: DNA-binding transcription factor activity, RNA polymerase II-specific; zinc ion binding. The transcript has a single exon. Bases 328 to 1566 code for a protein of 412 amino acids. Lineage: Eukaryota; Fungi; Ascomycota; Sordariomycetes; Hypocreales; Bionectriaceae. Gene Ontology annotation, biological process: regulation of DNA-templated transcription. The record is from RefSeq and is a predicted model, not a curated record.
AAUCCCGAUCCAUCGCCAGACGUGAGUCGUGAAGCAGCAAGGAUAUCACCAACGAUCAUUCGUCAAGCUUGGACGGAUACGCGGCAUGCGGGAUCUCACUACCGAGCAGGGGAAGAGGAUGAGGGCAUCCUUGUCCAUAUACGUAGGCAUCGGAUAAUCCAGUCUUACAAUGGAGUACUUUUGUCAGCGCUCGGGCUUGGGAUUCACCGAGCAGCGUAUCAACAACGUGCGCAACACAAGAAUCAUUCGUCAGACACGGAGAUGGGCGUCACUUCAGCCCUGCAAGGCUAGGCGCUAAUGCAGGAAUGAAGCCCUGCUCAUCAAGCCAUGCGUUCGAGAGCAGAGCCCCAAGUCAUUGUACAUGUAGCCAGCAUCGCCAGAAGGGCUAAAAGCCUCCGUCGUCUCGAUUCUCGCAGCGAAGCAUCUGGCAGUGCAGAACUCAACCUGAGUUCAACCCUCUGUUAUCCUCUUUGCCCAAAGCAAACGCCAGAAGCAGUGGCAGUGGAAACGCAACUCAUCGUUCCGGACGGAAGUAAAGCAAAGGCAAAAGCAAACAUGCAUGCCAACCAACACCGCUCCGCCUGCGAGACCUGUCGUCGACACAAACUACGCUGCGUCCGCCCUGAACCCUCCGCGCCAGCAUGCCAUCGAUGCAUGAGACUUGAGCUACCCUGCACCACCGGCUCCACGCGACGCAUCGGCCGACCAACACGCGCCGCCAUCGUACGCUCACGCUCGCCAGGCCCUCUGCCACUGUGGAUGUCGAAUGGCUUCGACUGGUUGGGCAACGAUUGUGUCAUUGACACUCCGACCAUUACGUUCAUCAACGUACCCUCCGGCCCUCGAAUGCCCGACACCGCCCUCCAAACCAGCACGCUCACCAAACCAGAGAACGCCUUUGCUUCAUUGACCACUCUGAAUUCGCGCCUACGUGCGGUAAAUGAGUCGCUUGGUCCCUCCAGCCCGUUGGAGGAUUAUGUCUACGGGAUCAUUUAUACGUUCGAUGGGCGCACACAAAAUGCCAUACAGACCAUGCUGUCGUCCCUACAGGCGUUCAUCCAGAUCAUACGGGUCCUUGCGAAACAGUCCAUGCUGAACUCGUUUCUCCCGCCAGAGUACGAGCAGAAUCACACAAACCCCGCAACGCUGUUCCUGGUUGCAUCCUGUCUUUCGCAGCUCCUCCUGUACUUUGAACGGACCUACACCGCGCUCAAUACGCGUCUCGAUGACUUCAUGGUCCCAAUGCCACCGCCAUCUGAUGAGACAUCCUUUGCGCACGUCCCCGUGCAGAACUUUGCGUCGCAGUGUGCCAUGUUCAACGGGUUGUCAAGGAACUUGCUCAAGCAAAUGCUGGUCGACCUCGGCAUACCCGGGCCAGGCACGUCGCUGACGGGCUCAUUCAGACCGGGGUUGUGCGACACGGAUGACCGCCUCAAGGACAUGGUCAAUGCCGAGCUCGGUCAUGUGGAGGGCGAUUGGUCCGUCCGACCACGGUUGGUGCUGGAGUUGUUGGAUUUGGCUGACGAACUCGUGCUCACGCGGGCUAUGGAGGAUGGGUGGCAGUGACAUACACGGGUCUCAGCCUCUCUGCGGAGCUACCCAGCUCGGAGCUGGUGUGAGAUGUCUGAAGAUAAAUAUUGAUGUUAGCACGAUCUUUGAUGGGUACGUGAAUAAGAUAGCAGAACGAGUUGCCGCAUUUUAGGUCCUCUUCGUCUGACUUGUCGCCGCCCUGUGAAAAGAAUGAAGCUUUCAGGGGUACAUAAGCACCCUGAGAGCGAAGAAGGGCUGCGUAUUCGGUUGAGACGUCGAAAAGGGCGGCUGGAAAUUUGUCGAUACUUCCAAAGCCUUUUGACACAAGGUCUCUCUGGUAGGCUAGCACAGACCGAGAACUUCGAACUUGUUUGGUGACCCGUAUCAUUCGGGAGGACCAUCUGACGUGAAAAUGUCUUGUAGAAUCCUAGAUAGGGGGCGAGACUACGUGUCUCUCCUUGAGUAGACGAUGAGGGGACGAGGAAAGCUGGACUUACAG